Molecule: messenger RNA, 2764 nt
Organism: Paramisgurnus dabryanus
Lineage: Eukaryota; Metazoa; Chordata; Actinopteri; Cypriniformes; Cobitidae
Gene: tgs1
Product: trimethylguanosine synthase 1
Biological process (GO): 7-methylguanosine cap hypermethylation
Cellular component (GO): nucleus
Molecular function (GO): RNA cap trimethylguanosine synthase activity
Source: RefSeq, a predicted model, not a curated record
CACUAAGGGGGAAAUCCUCAGCAAAACAGCGAGGUUGAAACGCGUGAGGACGUAGAUGAUAGAUGAUAUAUUACUUUUACUCCUGCUAGUUUUAAUCAGUUAGUAUUUGUAUUUAUCGCAUUGCUACGUUGUUUUUAUUUAUAUCAUCUGAGAAAGAUAAUGAAGUAGAUUUCCAGGAAGGUCCCUGAUUGAAGUGUCAAAUCAUCAUGAUUGGCUAUGGAGAGCUUAAUGUUGUCCCACUAGCUGAUAUCAUCUUCUACCAGGCGUCAAAUGAUGAAAUGACAAUACAUUGCUUAUGUUCUCGGGCUUACGUGAAUGAUCGAGAAUUGUAUCGGUCAGAUUUUAAAGCCAUUCUAAGUCAGACUGACAAUGAAUUGCAAGAUGUUGAAGCUCAUGAUGAGGAAGAGCUUUUGGAAGAUUGCAACGGGUCUGAGGAUGAUGAUGAAGAAGAGGAGGAGGCAGCUGUGGAUGAAGAGACCAUGCUUAUGGCCAGUAUGGGUCUUCCCGUAGAGUUUGCGAGCUCAUCACAACAGAAAAAUGCUGGCCAAGUCUUCAUAAAACAGAAAAACAAAAGAAGCACUGAGCAUAUAAAAUCCUUCGCAGAUUAUCCCGUCACACAUGAGGAGGACACUAUGCAAGAACAGCAGUGUGUUGUGAGUAAUGUUACUGAGCUCCACACUGAACAGACAUCUUCAGUAUCAGAAGAGUCCUGGGUGAGGUAUUGGGACCAGCAGGGGGAGAGUCUGCUGUGUCAGAGCUGGCUGGAGAAACAUCCAGAGACCUCCAACACUUCAGCAAAAGACUGCACCCACUCAGAGGAUGACUGGGAUGAACACUGCCGCCAAACAUAUCUCUACUACUGGGAACAGUUUCACUACUGGGCUGCUCAGGGUUGGAUGGUGGAUGACUCUUACAGCACAACUGCUGUUUCUGAGGAGGAUCAGGGUGGUCGAGAAGAAACAGAGGGAUCAUAUCAGACAGGCUCCUUGCGAGAUAAAGGAGAGGAACAAAAUGCUGGCAACGUCACAGACCUUAUAAGCAGUCUGAGCCUGUUCACAGAGGAUGUUGCAACCGCUGAGGAUGAUGGUGACCAGAGGUCUUUGGCCUGUAACUGUUCUGAUGAGCCCUGUGAUGGAGGAAACCGCAAAAGAUCAUCGUCUCAUAAAGCCUGCACCACUACUGCUGACGGCAACAUGCAGCAGACCUCUGCUCCGUUAAAUAAUCGGAGCGGACCGCUCGCAAGGAGCAGAUGUAACAAUGAAGAUCAGAGAGAUGAUGAUGAUGAUGAACCUCCAGAGAGCAGGCAGGCUAAAAUAAAAAGAGGUCAUGAACUGGAUGCAGAGGAGCUCACGGAGAUGCCGGUUCAGAAGGCAUGGGAUACUCUCGGCCUUAGACGCGGACCGAAGCCCAAGUUUGACAGCGUUGUGAAGCUGAAAACAGACCACGGUGCGUACAAAAAACAAGCAGCAUGCAAGAUCAACAAGCACAUAUUUUUUACUGAUGAUGGACCACAAACCAAACAGCCAAAAACCAGCAAAACCCUCCAGAAAGUCCAGACUUUCCUUCUGCAAGUUCAGACUGAUUCUAAUUCUAAUGAGGUAACUCCCAUCCCUAUGCCGGAUGCUUUGACCGAGCCAUGUCAAAGAACAGAUGAUGGUGAGUUGUCUGCACAUAAUGAUGAGAUUAAUGAGGUGGAGGGUGAGAAGACACCUGAGCUCAGCCGAAGAUGUGAAGAAAGUGAAGAACAUCAGCAAAGCAUUCAGACAGAAUUGACACCAGAACCAGAAGAAAGGCGAGAGAAGAGCCCAGAUCCCAGAGGAGAACUGCAGCCCUUGGAUGUACCUGACUUCCUGCUCCCCGAUCCUCCUGAAGACACAAAGGGAGCUGGGAACGUGCACGCUUCAAAAAAGAAAAAGAGAAAAAACAAGAAAAGAAGAAAAGAUGUUGAGAUGCCACCUGAGAUUGCAGCAGAACCUGAGUUGGCCAAAUACUGGGCCCAGCGGUACCGCCUGUUUUCUAGGUUCGAUGAAGGAAUCAAACUUGACCAUGAGGGCUGGUUCUCAGUGACCCCUGAGAAGAUCGCCGAGCACAUCGCUCUGAGGGUCCAGGACAGCUUUAACACUGAGCUCAUUAUUGAUGCCUUCUGUGGCGUAGGUGGAAAUGCCAUUCAGUUUGCCCUCACUGGAAAAAGAGUGAUUGCCAUCGACAUUGACCCGGUACGCCUGGCUCUGGCGCAGCACAACGCAGAGGUCUAUGGUGUGGGGAACCGAAUAGACUUUGUGCAGGGUGACUUCCUGCAACUGGCUCCACGUCUGCGGGGUGACAUGGUUUUCCUCAGCCCCCCCUGGGGAGGACCAGAAUACCUCAGUGCCGAUGUCUUCAACAUCAAGACCAUGAUGAGUCCUGAUGGGUUUGAAAUUUUCAGAUUGUCAAAAAUGAUCUCGGACAAUAUUGUCUAUUUUCUCCCUCGAAAUGCAGACAUGGAACAGAUUGCAUCUCUUGCUGGUCCGGGUGGAAAGGUGGAAGUGGAGCAGAACUUUCUGAACAACAAACUGAAAACAAUCACCGCAUACUUUGGCGAUUUAAUUAAGACCGAAACCUAAAUUGCUUUAUUUCUUUCUUAUUUUAAUGAAAUUCAUUUGUGUACUGUUAAAUGUUUUGUAUUGCUGGUGAUGCUGAAUUUUACAGACUAAUUUGUACAUGAUGUUUAUUUUAAAUAGUUUGAUAUUUUUUCCUGUAUCAAUAUUUUUCUAUUAAAAUUUAG